Molecule: messenger RNA, 3290 nt
Organism: Populus euphratica (Euphrates poplar)
Lineage: Eukaryota; Viridiplantae; Streptophyta; Magnoliopsida; Malpighiales; Salicaceae
Exons: 14
Coding region: 184-2922 (912 amino acids)
Source: RefSeq, a predicted model, not a curated record
ACCCCCCCCCCCCUCCCCUCCUUCUUUCUCGUUUCUUGAGCUCGCAACCCCAGCAGAAAGAGAGAGAUUCAAAAUUUUUCCCCCAAAAGCCCUCGUCUUUCCAUCUGUAUGCCAAACUUACCCUCUUCUCACCUCCUCCUCUUCCUCCUCUCCUGAGUUAAGCAAACGGGAAUUCAAAAAAGCAUGAUCGUUAGAACGUACGGUCGGCGAAACAGAGACGGAGGAAGCCUAACGAGAACCUAUUCAGAUUCAUUAGACGACGACGACGUAGCUGACCAUAAUUACUCCUUCAGCGACUCCUUUUCUCUCUCUCAAGAAACUACCCAAUCUAAUCAAGAUUUCUUCAGCCAUAACUUCCCUCUCUCUUCUCAAGAAUCCACCUCUUAUUCUCUCGAUCUCGAUCCCUACAAUUUCGACGACAAUCCCAUCUCAAACGGCGUCGUCCCAAGAAAAUCGAAGAAGCCGAGGCGUAGUAAGUCAAAAUCUGAGAGAAACGGUAUUGGGAAUUCUAAUCUUUUGACUAGCUCGACGACGUUAAUGGAGGCUCAAGAAUUUGGGGAAAUGAUGGAGCAUGUUGAUGAGGUUAAUUUUGCGCUUGAUGGGUUAAAGAAGGGACAGCCUUUGAGAAUUAAGAGAGCUAGUUUGUUGUCUUUGUUAGGGAUUUGUGGGACUCAACAACAGAGACGGCUUUUGAGGGCUCAAGGGAUGGCCAAGACAAUAAUUGAUGCUAUUCUGGGCCUCAGCUUUGAUGACUCAACAAGCAAUCUGGCUGCUGCUGCACUCUUCUAUGUUUUGACGAGUGAUGGUCAAGAUGAACACAUUUUAGAGUCUCCAACUUGCAUCCGUUUUCUUAUUAAAUUGUUAAAACCCAUCAUUUCUACUGCCACUGAAGAUAAGACUCGAAAUAUAGGCAGUAAGCUUUUAGCAUUACGCAAGGAUUCUGACAUCUUACGAGAUACAAGUAAACUGGCAGAUUCUAGCUCUACUGCCAUUGCUGCCAAAGUUCAGGAAAUUCUUGUUAAUUGCAAGGACAUGAAGUCACAUUCCAGUGAUGAUAGUAGAACAGAGAGGCCAGAAUUGACUCCCAAAUGGAUUGCAUUGUUGACCAUGGAGAAAGCUUGUUUAUCUAAGAUAUCUUUUGAAGAUACAUCUGGCAUGGUAAGGAAGACAGGGGGGGGCUUUAAGGAAAAGUUACGAGAGCAUGGAGGACUUGAUGCUGUCUUUGAGGUCACCAUGAACUGUCACUCUGUUAUAGAGAGGUGGACAAAACAUAAUUCAUCUUCCAUUCAGGAUACAAAAGAUGACAUGUGUCACUUGAGCCUGGUGCUGCUUCUGAAAUGCUUGAAAAUUAUGGAAAAUGCUACAUUUUUGAGUAACGAUAAUCAGACUCAUCUGCUUGGAAUGAGGGGGAACUCAGAUUCUCAUGGGCAUCGGCUAUCUUUUAGUAAAAUCAUAAUAAGCAUCAUAAAAAUUCUAUCCAGUCUUUAUCUACUUAAGGGUUCUCCCGCUGCUUCCAUUGAUGGAAACCAUUGUAGUCUUUCUGAAAGGAGUGAUAAUGUUUCUGAUUUGGCCUUGAUUGAUGACGACAGAGCAAUAGACAGCAAUGGGGUUAUUUGUAUCAGUUCUUCUACAGAUUGCUGCAAUGAAGAGAGGACCUCCUCUGGGAAACGCUUAAAUGCAUAUUGCUGCAAUGAAGAGAGGACCUCCUCUGGGAAACGCUUAAAUGCAUCUCAGAAUUCCAUUGCUCAGUUGAGUCUUUCUGCAUCCAGUUCUGAAACUGCCACGCGAUUUAUGAAAAAUACUUGUCAACUGAAGAUGAGAGUCCCUUCCAUGCCCAGUUCAUGUAGUGAGACAUUAAGGAGUUAUGAUAGUAAUAGGUUGAGGACCAAAUUUGGUCUUGUUGAAAAAACUAAUUGUACAAAAGACGCCUGCAGUGACUUGUUAGAUGAUAGCCAAGAUCCUUAUGCAUUUGAUGAAGAUGAUUUUCAGCCCUCAAAGUGGGACUUGCUAUCUGGGAAACGAAAAAUCUCUCGAACUCGUAAUGGUAGGGUAACCCCCAGAGAAGUUGAAAAUGGGUGUCAAUAUAAGCUAACGAGUCAGGAAGAAUCAAGUAAUGGUGGAAAUGGCCUACACAAAUCAAGUAACAGGGAACAUCAUCAUUCACAGAAAAGCUCUUAUUGCAAUGUUCCUGAUGAAGAACAUUCCAACCUUUUGGCAGACUGUCUUCUCACUGCUAUCAAGGUUCUAAUGAAUUUAACAAAUGACAAUCCUAUUGGCUGUCAACAAAUUGCUGCUUGUGGAGGACUGGAGACUAUGUCUUCAUUGAUUGCUGGCCACUUCCCUUUGUUCAGUUCAUCUAUAUCUUUCUUUGGUGAGAUGCAAGAGGACAGUUCAAGCAUUCCACUCGAAAAUCAGAAUGAUAUUCAUCUUACUGAUCAAGAGUUGGAUUUGCUUGUUGCUAUAUUGGGCCUACUUGUGAACUUGGUAGAAAAGGAUGGGGAUAACAGAUCAAGGCUUGCUGCAACAAGUAUUUUGCUGUCAAGCUCAGAAGGGUCAGAAGAUGAGAGUCGCAAGGAUGUAAUUCCACUACUGUGCUCCAUCUUUCUAGCCAACCAAGGUGCAGGUGAUGCAGCUGGAGAAGGAAACAUCGUGUCUUGGAAUGAUGAGGCAGCUGUAUUACAAGGAGAGAAGGAAGCAGAGAAGAUGAUUGUUGAAGCUUAUUCAGCACUGCUACUUGCAUUCCUAUCAACUGAAAGCAAGAGCAUACAUGAUUCCAUUGCUGAUUGCCUCCCGAAUCACAACCUGGCUAUCCUUGUUCCUGUGUUGGAGAGAUUUGUGGCAUUUCACUUGACAUUAAACAUGAUAUCACCAGAGACUCAUAAAGCUGUGAGCGAAGUGAUUGAAUCAUGUAGAAUCCGAUGAAAUACUUGCUUUUCUGGUUACUCAUUUAGAUGUGAGCAAUGUGAUUGAAUCAUGUAGAGCAUGAUGGAAAGUACCAGAAAUGCAAAGCUUUGUACAGCCUUUUUUUCUUUCAUGUCAAGUCUUUUUUGUACACAGAUGGUUUUAGCUUGUCGUAGCACACCAGGGAACUGACUGCAAGCCUGCCUUGGACUGAUUUACCUUUUCCAGACUUCCCCACUUUCUUUUCUUUCCUUUUACCCAUAUUCCAUAUCAUUCUUUUUGUAUGACCUAGGCCGAGACGCGAGACGCUUUGUAUACAGUAAUGAAAGCAGAAUCAAAUUGUAUUUCUUUGUGCAUGACAUCUAUCUGUAUGCUCUCAUCAAGGUUUU